Molecule: messenger RNA, 5173 nt
Organism: Hippopotamus amphibius kiboko
Lineage: Eukaryota; Metazoa; Chordata; Mammalia; Artiodactyla; Hippopotamidae
Gene: AASS
Product: aminoadipate-semialdehyde synthase
Exons: 24
Coding region: 1948-4803 (951 amino acids)
Cellular component (GO): cytoplasm
Molecular function (GO): saccharopine dehydrogenase activity
Source: RefSeq, a predicted model, not a curated record
UUUCUUUCUAGUUUCUCUUGAAAAAGGAUAGAAAAUACCAAGAACAAUUAAGUAUAUUCCCCCUCCCACCCCAAUUCUCAUGUAUGCAUUCCAAAAGUAAGUAAUCUGCAAGAUAGGUAAAUUAAAAUAAAUUCUUAAGUCUUUCCCCCAUUAAAAAUGGAAAAGAGGUAAGGUGAUAUCAUAUAGUAUGUUCUUCUAUGGUCAGAGUCCAUCCACUAAUUGUCCUCCUAUCUCAGUGCAUCUCUGUGCAAUUCACUGCAAUAUUCCUAUGACUUUUAUUUUUAUUUAUUUUUAAAAAUAUGUAUUUAUUUAUUGGCUGUGUUGGGUCUUUGUUGCUGCAUGCAAGCUUUCCCUAGUUGCGGGGAGCAGGGGCUACUCUUCCUAGUGGUGCGCGGGCUUCUCAUUGUGAUGGCUUCUCUUGUUUCGGAGCACGGGCUCUAGGCCCGUGGGCUUCAGUAGUUGUGGCACUCAGGCUUGGUAGUUGUGGCGCAUGGGCUUAAUUGCUCUGUGGCGUGUGGGAUCUUCCCGGUCUAGGGCUCGAACCCCUGUCCCCUGCAUUGGCAGGCAGAUUCUUAACCACUGCAACACCAGGGAAGUCCUCCUAUGACUUUUAGAGACAUUUCAAAUUCCUAAUCAAUCUUAGGUAUGUGAAAGUGUAUACCGUAGUGCUAUUAUUGUUUUACAAAAACAUAGAUAAGGAUCUUUUAAAAUUUUAUUUUAAUUCUGUUUGAAACAUUGGCCCUUCAUGUGUUGAAGGGAAGACUGUUUAGAAAUUGUCAGGGGAAGGGUCUUGUUCCCCACCCCUGACCGUGUGACACUUCUCUUUCUCCCCUUAUUUCUCAUCUGCUCUUCCUCCUCCUUAUUUCCCUCUUUCCUUUUCUUCUCCUUUCCUUCUCUUGCUUUUUCACAUUCUCCUUGCUCAUGCUACAGGCUGUUAUCUGCACGCAACCCUGUCAAUUAACUUCACUAGAACCAAUGAAUAAGUCCAGAGUCUUACUGACUUGCUUCCACUUGAAGGCAUUGCCAGAAAUACACAUGACAUUUACUUCCCGAUAUUCUUGGAAAAGCCCAUAAAAUACAGGACAGGGAAAUGCAGAAUAACGCACCUGGGCAUUUCCAUGAAAUGUCAGCACCUGCUGUACCAUACCUCAGAGUAAUUCAGAAAUUCUCACUGUUACAUAUUUCUUGAUGACCUGAGAAUGAAAUGAAUGGCGGUCCCAGAAAGUUCUAUGCUAAGACCAAGUUUCAAGGUUCAAGCAAUUACUAACAUAAUCAGACCUGCUCUAAUCAUCUUCUUUCUAAGCAUCCAGAAAUGUAGAAUUUACCUUGGCAGGGACUCAGAAAGGAUUUUUGGUGACACAUAGGAAAGGGGUUGGUGGAGGCACCCCAUGCUGCAGGAGAACUGAUCAUGCAGUCAAUGCCAUAUGGAUCUGAUUUAUUUCUGAAUUGAGCUGGCAGAAGUAACAUGUGUCAGAUGUACGGGGCGCGGAUCUGCAGGCUUUGGCAAAGAAGAGAAAAUCCCAAGUGUUGGAUAUUAACAUAGGGGUUCUGCUUCUGCUUAAAAGCAACAGCGCUAGUUGGAUUUCACUUCGGUUUCUUCAUCUGUAAAAUGGGGAUAAUAAUAAUAAUGGGGUCUACUUAAUAAGAUUUUCGCAAGGAGGAAAUGAAAUAAUGUCUGUAAAGUGCUCAGUAUAGUGCUUGGCAUUUAAUGGAAAUCAAUGGUAACUAUUGUUCUAUUGGGUUCUAUAUAUUUCUUUAAAAACAAAGUGUCAGGAAGCGUGAUUCAAGAAUUCCCUACAAAAAGUGAAAGUGAAAGCAGUUUCCCAAAUAAAACACAGAAGGUCACCAGCCCGUGCUGCUUUCCUUCCCUAAUCCCUGAGGAAAGUCUGCCUCUGCAAACAUGUAUGUGUAUAUUGCACGUGUGUAUGUGUCUAUGUCUCUCCUCCCAUGCUGUACCCCCGACUCCAGACAAAGAAGUCACCAGGUUUCACGAUGCUGCGAGUACCUAGGACCAAACUGCACAGGCUGGGCCUCAGGCCCUCCAAAGGGCUUCACCACAAGGCGGUGAUGGCGUUGAGGCGGGAGGAUGUGAACGCCUGGGAGAGGAGGGCUCCCCUGGCCCCCCGGCACAUCAAAGGGAUCACCAAUCUGGGGUACAAGGUCUUAAUACAGCCUUCCAAUCGGCGGGCCAUUCACGAUAAGGAAUAUGUCAAAGCUGGUGGCAUUCUUCAGGAGGAUAUUUCUGAAGCUUGUUUAAUUUUGGGAGUUAAAAGACCCCCAGAGGAAAAAUUAAUGCCCAGGAAGACCUAUGCAUUCUUCUCCCACACAAUAAAGGCUCAGGAGGCCAAUAUGAGUUUGUUGGAUGAGAUUCUAAAACAGGAAGUCCGACUUAUUGAUUAUGAGAAAAUGGUGGAUCAUAGAGGAAUACGGGUAGUGGCGUUUGGACAGUGGGCAGGUGUGGCAGGGAUGAUCAACAUUUUACAUGGAAUGGGUUUAAGGCUCCUUGCUUUGGGACAUCACACACCUUUUAUGCACAUUGGCAUGGCUCAUAACUACAGGAACAGCAGUCAGGCGGUGCAAGCUGUCCGCGACGCUGGCUAUGAAAUAUCUCUGGGUUUGAUGCCGAAGUCGAUAGGGCCCUUAACGUUUGUGUUCACAGGGACUGGUAAUGUAUCUAAGGGAGCCCAAGAAAUCUUCAAUGAAUUACCUUGUGAAUAUGUGGAGCCGCAUGAAUUAAAAGAAGUUUCCCAAAAUGGAGACCUGAGAAAAGUGUACGGGACAGUGUUAAGUCGCCAUCAUCAUCUUGUCAGGAAAACAGAUGGUGUAUAUGAUCCUGUAGAGUACGACAAAUAUCCUGAGCGCUACAUAAGCCGUUUUAAUGCCUAUAUUGCACCCUACACAACUUGUUUGAUUAAUGGAAUCUACUGGGAACAAAACACCCCCCGCCUACUAACCCGCCAAGAUGCUCAGAGUCUCCUGGCUCCAGACAAGUCCUCAGCUGCUGGUGUUGAAGGCUGCCCUGCAUUGCCACACAAACUUGUGGCCAUAUGUGACAUUUCAGCCGACACAGGAGGAUCUAUUGAGUUUAUGACUGAGUGUACGACCAUAGAGCGGCCCUUUUGCAUGUAUGACGCAGAUCAGCACAUUAUUCAUGACAGUGUUGAAGGCUCUGGGAUUCUGAUGUGCUCCAUUGACAAUCUGCCAGCACAGCUUCCAAUCGAAUCUACAGAAUACUUUGGAGACAUGCUUUACCCUUAUGUUGAAGAAAUGAUAUUAUCAGAUGCGACACAGCCUCUUGAAAGCCAGAAUUUUUCUCCUGUGGUGCGAGACGCAGUGAUUACAUCCAACGGCACAUUGUCUAAUAAGUACAAAUAUAUCCAGAAACUCCGAGAGAGCAGGGAACGUGCUCAGUCACUUUCAAUGGGCACCAAGAAAAAGGUCUUGAUUCUUGGAUCUGGUUACGUAUCUGAGCCUGUAUUGGAAUACCUGUCGAGAGAUGACAAUAUAGAAAUAACAGUAGGUUCUGACAUGAAGAAUCAAAUUGAACAGUUAGGCAAGAAAUAUAAUAUUAAUCCUGUCAGCCUGUACGUUGAUAAACAAGAAGUGAAGUUGAGCUCCUUGGUGGCAACACAGGAUCUUGUCAUCAGCUUGUUGCCUUAUGUAUUGCAUCCUCUUGUGGCCAAGGCAUGCAUCGCAAGCAAGGUUAACAUGAUCACUGCAAGCUACAUCACCCCGGAGCUAAAAGAAUUAGAAAAGAGUUUCUUUCCUUCUCUUUCCACCUCUUUCAGUGUGGAAGACGCUGGCAUCACAGUCAUUGGCGAAUUGGGAUUGGACCCUGGUCUUGACCAUAUGUUGGCAAUGGAAACAAUAGAUAAGGCCAAAGAAGUGGGAGCCACGAUUGAAUCUUACGUUUCCUACUGCGGUGGCCUUCCAGCCCCUGAACAUUCAGACAACCCUCUGAGAUACAAGUUUAGCUGGAGUCCAGUGGGAGUUUUGAUGAACAUCAUGCAGCCCGCCACCUACCUGCUCAAUGGAAAGGUUGUGGAUGUUGUAGGAGGUGUCUCCUUUCUGGAUUCAGUGACUCCCAUGGAUUAUUUCCCUGGAUUAAAUUUGGAAGGUUAUCCUAACAGAGACAGUACAAAAUAUGCAGAGAUUUAUGGCAUUCCAUCUGCUCAUACUUUAUUACGGGGGACACUGAGGUACAAGGGAUAUGCCAAAGCCUUGAAUGGAUUUGUAAAAUUGGGUCUUAUAAACAGAGAUGCAUUUCCAGCCCUUCGACCUGAUGCCAAUCCGCUCACCUGGAAAGAACUCCUCUGUGAUCUAGUUCGGAUCUCACCCUCUUCCAAGUGUGAUGUGCUCAAGGAAGCGGUCGUUAAGAAACUAGGAGGAGACAAUACCCAGCUGGAGGCUGUUGAAUGGUUGGGCUUACUUGGGGAUGAACGCGUCCCUCAGGCAGAGUCUCUCGUGGAUGCACUCUCCAAGCAUUUGGCCAUGAAGCUUUCCUAUGGCCCUGGAGAGAAAGAUAUGAUUGUGAUGAGAGACAACUUUGGAAUCAGACAUCCUUCUGGACAUUUAGAAAAUAAAACUAUUGAUCUUGUAGUUUAUGGGGAUGUCAAUGGUUUUUCUGCCAUGGCUAAAACUGUGGGGUUACCCACUGCUAUGGCGGCCAAGAUGUUACUUGAUGGUGAAAUUCAAGCUAAAGGCCUGAUGGGGCCCUUUUCAAAGGAAGUCUAUGGACCCAUAUUGGAGCGAAUUAAAGCAGAAGGCAUUAUGUAUACUACACAGAGCACAAUCAAACCAUAGUUGAGAAUCAUAGUUUGUUUUUAUUUUCCCAGCCAACACAGCUCUGAACUUUUGUGCAAGAAACAUGUUUGCUGAUGUGAUACUUUAAAAUAUAAAGCAUGAUAAUGUUUUGAUUAAGUCAAUACAAUCGUGUUUUUGAAAUAUAAAUCUCUAUUUUAAUAUGAAACAUUUGGAACAAGAGAUGCCGGUAAUUACCAGAGAACUUUAAUAAUUCUAUCAUGUAUUUUUUUCAUGUGUAAAUGAAAGUGAUAAUGAUUGUACUACUUGUUAAUUUAUUAUACAAUUUUUUCCUUACAAGAAUAUAUUUUCUGAUAAUUAGCAGAUGAAGUUUUAUCUUUCUAGUAAGAAAAAAAUUUCUUCAUGCAACUUU